This is a messenger RNA of Athalia rosae (coleseed sawfly), 5189 nucleotides long. It is a transcript of the gene Hip14, whose product is annotated as palmitoyltransferase Hip14. The record is from RefSeq and is a predicted model, not a curated record. The transcript is spliced from 9 exons. The coding region runs from base 390 to 2219 and encodes 609 amino acids. Gene Ontology annotation, molecular function: protein binding; palmitoyltransferase activity. Lineage: Eukaryota; Metazoa; Arthropoda; Insecta; Hymenoptera; Athaliidae. Gene Ontology annotation, cellular component: Golgi membrane. Gene Ontology annotation, biological process: protein palmitoylation.
CGAUUCAUGUCAUCGUAAACGUAGUUUUGUUUUUGAUCUCAAACUCGAGUUCAUUGCGGUGCAAUGGGCGAACAAUAACGAAAGGGUCAUCCCACGUUGAGUAAGCAUCUGGUUUCCUCAGCUUACUGCUUUUAUUUCAUCCUCGAAAUCGACUUCAACAUUUUUUCAUCGUCCAAUUUUAAAUCACAUAACCUGCGACGUUGUUACAUGUAGAUUCGUAGUUGUGUGGAGUACUAGUAGUGGGUGGUAGUGGUAAAAGUGUAGCAGACAGUAAUCACAGUAGUGGUUGCUCUUUCUACAAUUAACUAUGUGUAGUGAUUGUGACUUGUAGUUCUUGUGAUGUGAUCAUCAAACGUGAAUCAAUAACACAUUUGAAUUAGGUGCACAGGAUGUACGCCCUUCAAAUGCAAACUGCCUGCCAGGGCGAAGGCAGCGGCGAACCAGAAGAUCCUAGCAGUAGUCAGCAAGAGCCGACUAGACCUGCAGUUCAAGAUUGUAGUGCGUAUGACAUUGUCCGGGCCACGCAGUAUGGCGCUCUUGAACGAGUUACUGAGUUAGUAGAAGCUGGAGCAAAUGUAAAUCAGCCAGAUUCGGAGACAGUCACACUGCUGCAUUGGGCUUCAAUCAAUAAUCGCAAAGAGAUAGUAAAAUAUCUUAUAGCUAAUGGAGCAAUUGUUGAUGCUGUGGGUGGAGAACUAGCCUCCACUCCACUACAUUGGGCAACGAGGCAAGGUCAUUUACCAACGGUUGUAUUAUUGAUGAGGGCAGGAGCUGAUCCCUCUUUAAGGGACUCUGAAGGGUUUUCAUGUAUCCAUUUGGCUGCUCAGUUUGGUCAUACAGCUAUUGUAGCAUAUCUAGUCGCAAAAGGAGUGAAUCCGAAUAUGCCUGAUAGAAGCGCCAUGACACCUCUGAUGUGGAGUGCUUACAAAGUUAACAGUCUAGAUCCAACCCGUUUGCUAUUAACCUUGGGUGCGUCACAUUCACUCACAGACAAUCUCCAUGGUAAUACAGCCUUGCAUUGGGCGAUAAUAGCAAAAAACAAUACGGCAAUAUCGACUCUAGUGCACAAUGGAGCAUCCCUUGAUGUUCCCAACUUUCAAAAUGAAACGCCUCAAAGCUUGUUGAGUCCGCAUAUCGGAGCCGUUUGGCUUGGUCACAAAAUCAGUCAAGAAAUCAAAGAGAAGCAAGGACGUGCAAGAGCAUGGUGUAGGGAUAAGAGAUUGAGAUGGUACUGUAUGGUUAGCACUCCAUUCAUCGUUUUUUAUAUUAUCGGAUUAGUCUUACAAAGUGGAUUCGACUAUUUAGCAAAACUGGGUGCCUUUCUCACCAUCUACAUAGCCGUCUACCUAGCAAAUCACUUUCUGUUCGAUGAACGACUUUUUCACAUUUUACCAAUGUCCAUCUAUCUUGCAACGAAGAUCUGGAUAUACAUAACAUGGAUAUUUUGGUUGGGAGUACAUGCAGCCUGGUACUUGUGGCUGAUGCUUGUUGUUGGAUCUGUUCCUUUGUGGACAUGCUUUUUACAAUCAUGGAGGGGGAACCCAGGCGUGAUUACAGCUACGCAAGAAGAUAAAUUGAAUACAAUUGUUGAGCUAGCAGAAUCUGGUGGUUUCGAACCACAAUGGUUUUGUAGCAGCUGCUUAGUCAGAAGACCGAUGCGUUCAAAGCACUGUUCUUCAUGUGAUCGCUGCGUUGCUCGAUUCGAUCACCAUUGUCCCUGGGUGAACAAUUGCAUUGGUGCAAACAACCACAAAUAUUUCCUUGGAUUCUUGGCAUCUCUAUUAGGUCUAUGUAUCGUAGUAUUAUCAGCCAGUGUGCAAUACUGGCAGUUUGAGUGCUGGACAAAUUUGACCAAUGGUCAUAGCCCAGAUAACUACUUGGCAGCGGCAGCAACAUGUGACCCAUGGGUAGCUUGGGUAUCUGCAAAUACAGCACUUCAUUCCUUUUGGGUGGGAACGUUAUUGGCUUGCCAGUGUUAUCAGAUUAUGGUGCUCGGCAUGACAACGAAUGAACGUAUGAAUGCAGGCCGAUACAAGCAUUUCAAACAAGGUAAUCCAUUUCAUAGAGGCGCAAUACAAAAUGCUGCUGAUUUUUGCGGCGUAAGUUUCUGUGGGGUAAAAGCAAAGCCCAGCUCAGAUUGGUUACACAGCUUUGAAUUGAAGCAGAGUAUAGAAAAAUUGCCGUUGCUUGCGGCAAAAGAUAAUUAUCAAUAUGUGUAAGAUGAUUAAUAAUGGUUACGGUGUGUUGUAAGAUUAUUAUCGAGCAUUGUUAUUACUAUUGAGAGUUAUCAGAUGCUGAUAUGCCAUAUCAAUCAUGCCUGUGGCUAUUCUAUAGUACCAAAGAGUUACUAUGAGAAAAUAAAAAGUAGGUAACUUGUUAUUAUUGGAGGCUUCGUAAGAUAAAGCGUGUCUUAUUUGCACAUUUACGGCACUUGAAUUGAGGAAAUUUUAUUUCGUUUCUUCCAUAAAUAUCAAAGAUACUACUAGAUUUAUUUUUUUAUUAGUGAAUACCAUUUUAUACCUUUCCCACGCUACUUGUAAAGGAGCUUGCAUUCAAUUCUUCCAUGGUCUGAACUAACAUCGAGAACACGUUUUAAGCGAUUUCCAAAAAUUGCAUGAUGUCUACCAUUUAGUUUGAGUUAUGGGCUUAAAAUGAGGCAAAGGUGUUACAUUUGUACUUUUUUUAAUUAUUUGUAGGGCUCGACUCUAGCUCAAUUCAAUCAGUGAUCCAUAAAGUUGAUGAACAAAUAUUUUUAUUCACGUAGAUCGCCAUAACGAGUAACAUCCCCGCUCGCCGUGUGCCAUUACUUGUGAGCCACCUUGUAUUUACUUGUGUAUCUAAUAUUAUGUCACAUACCAAAAGUGAAUAUGAAUUAUCACUACAAUUAUUUUUACUUAUAAUUUUGCUACAAUAAUUUGUAAAUAUCAUUUAAUAUCUCCCAUCUUAUUAUACAUUGAGAAGUAAGCAUGGUUUACAAGAAUUGUGAUAAAUAUUAACAAUUAAAUGUCGCAACAUUUUUUGCAAUAAUUCUCAUCUCGGGUCUAAAGAGAAGAUUGAAUUAGAAUUAGCGAUUGGUUCGACAUUAAUACAAUAACUUAUUUCAACGAAUAUCAUCGUUCGAACUACUUGAUUUAGUUUCUCACGUUACGAGGAUAUGAACGGGUGCAGUUGUUCUAUUGCGGUGUACGCAAAAACUAAUUAUAAGCAAAACAAGUGUGGGAUCCCAAUAUUGAUCCAUUUUCAAAUACGCUUUGCAAUAAAUAUAAAAAUAAUUCCUUGCUAUCAUAGGUAAUUGCUCGUGGUCGUGUUAAAAUGAAUUUUAACUAAAUCCAUGGCGUUACAUGGAAUUAUUUUUCGAAAGAUUAUUAUUUGGCUUACAUUCCGAUGUCCAGAUUAACAUUAGUAGCCAUUGCUACUCACAAUUUGAAUCACUGUAAUUCCUUUGAUAUCAAAAACAUAGAUGAUUGUCUAGUAUUAUUGAAUAGCAGUAAAAUAUUGAAAUAUUGUUUAUAUUUUAGCUGUUAAAUAUUUCUUGUAACUUCUGGCUCGCUUUAUUAAUUCUAAGAAAUAUGCUAUUGUCCUCGUGUGUACAUUACAUUUUUACAAUGUCUAUUACUAACCACGCUAUCUGACUGUUAAUGCGAUAUUUAUGGGAAUGGCUCUCUCGAUAGUGUGCCGUAGACAUAUUGUUUGCAAUUGAACGAUUAAUACUUCCUUGUCGCAAUCGAUGUCUUAAGCAUCAUAGAAAAUCAUCGAUGCCUGAAGAGUGCCCGCGUAUGACUCGCUAAUAACUGGGAGGAAAGUGUGAGUUUGCCUACCGUAACCCGUUGUAGCAAUUUCGAAAGUACGAGCGCCGUGAUGGAGGAAAUAUAAAAACAAAAUUGAUUAUGAAAGAAAAAUUGCUGAUAGUUGAAUUACUUUCAUCCUAAAAAUCAUAAAAGAAGUUCACUAGCAUCACAGCUUGGUAUAUUUUAUCAAUUGUUUCGUGAAUGUUACUCUAUCAAAUGAUUAUACAUGUUAGAGAAUCCUAGAGUACUGUGUACGUCAACAGUUAAUGAUGUUAGACUGUCAACAUGUGUAGAGAAAUUAUUGAUUCACAUUAGACUACGAAUAGUUGAACAAUAAAAUUUCCAAUAUUAGGAUGAUAAUAAUAUACGUAUAUACGUACGUACGUACAUACAUACAUACAUACAUUACACGCAUAUAUACAUACCUACAUACGCAUUUUAAUUUGCAGACGAUCAAUUUUCAUAAUAACGGGUGACGAAAAACUGAUGUAUGGAUAAUAUUUUCAUAAGGCUUAUGAUUACACUAGACGAGUUAGUCGAAAAAUAUCAAUAAUUUUCGGUACAAAUUGAACGGGCUAUUCGUAAUGGAACGCGUACUGCAGUGAUAUUUUUCAAGAGUAAUUUUUUAAUUCUUACACAUCGCACAAGAUCAAUUACUGAUUAUACUCUAGAAUUGAACCAGCUCAUGAUUUAAAGCGACUCAAAAAGACUUGGACAUUCAUAAAACUGUGGAUGGGGAAUUCCACGUCAUUUCGGCAAAUCAAAAAAGUCACCCUCUUCAGUUUUUCUAGCGACUUUUUUUAUGAUAGCCUUGGUUCAAAACACUUGUGAUUUCUUCAAAUUUUUGAGUCUAACCGUUUUUGAGUUACGGCACCUACCAGCAUUCAAACUCUACAAAAAGCUCGACAAUAAAAUUUAAAAAAAAUUACAAAAGUGGCUAUCAUAAUAACAAAUAGUUGGAAAAAUUGAAGAGGGUGAUUUUUGUUGAAUUGUCGAAAUGACGUGAAUGCUCCGUAUACAAAAUACAAGCGAGAUAACAACACCCUAUUACAAUAAUCAAGAGAACUUCCAGAUUGGAGUAUCUUGAUUGAGAAAAUAAAUGACAUGUAAUUUUAAUCACGAUUUCUGAGGGUUCGGACGAACACGUAUCAACAUCAUGAUGUGCCCAAGCUCUCUAUGCACAUUCUAGAUAUUGAAAUCAUAUGCAAUAAUUAAAGAGCAAGCAAAGAUUAAUGACAUAAUGUAAUAGAAUAUAAUAAACUUGCCGGUUGGAGGUAUAGGGUUGUUAAAUACCCUCCCCUUCUUUGUAAACUGAUCUCAGUGAGGAGAUUUUCAGAAUACUUAAUUGUACAAUAAGUUGAUAUUAAGACUAAAAUAAAUGAUUCACCUUGAAAAAGAAAA